AUGAGUAGUUUUAAGAUGCUGGUUGUUGCGCAGACGAGCCAGAGAGAGUGUUGGACGGUGAACGACGAGAGUUUCUAAAUGUGCAGAGUAGCGUGAUCGUAGAAAAAAGGCGGUGGGUUGGGGUGCGAUCAAUUUAGGCGGACCCGACACGCGAGACUGGCUCAAGCCUCGCUCUCACACCUCCUUCGAGGCUUACUGCUCUCUUCCUCCUACCACUACUUAUACUCCGCCAACCUGGAUUAUCUCUCCCUAAACAGAUGUUUCAUCUCCAUACACAAUGGCAAAAAAGAAUCCUGUGUUCGAUCACCAGAAAUCACCCAUUACCUCAAUGUCGCAUGCUCAGCCCCGCAUCGUAGACGUCGUCGAAAAUACAAACAACACACUUUAUCAGGACGACGACGACGACAUUUGUCCGGUAUGCGAAAGCGAGUGUACUUGCCGCAACAGAGCUACUACCAGUACUCUCCCGACUCCUUCUACUUCCAGUGUCACUCCACCUGUCAUUCAAGAUGUACAUCCACUGAAAAUCAAACUUACCCUUCCUCCUCACUUCAAAUCUCGCCGCUUGCAAGCACCUGCCCAAAUAUCUACCGAGAACACUGGCGGCGUGCCGCACGUGCUUCCGGGUGCUUUACCACCCAGACGUCGCGGUCGUCCUUCGAAAGCUGCCAUUGCUGCCCGCGAUGCCGCUGUACGUGCUCAAACGGCCGUUAACGGUUACACAGAGCCACUGCCGGUAUACAGACCCAAGACGAAGGCGACUCACGUGUCUAAACCUAGAAAACCCAGAUUGGCGGGUACGUUUAUUAGCAACCAUGCCUCUUCCUCGAGGGUGGUUGUACCUCCUACUCCUGCCGAUGACAGUGACUUUGAUGACGUGCACUCCGAGACCUUCCCCACAUUUGUUUCAGCUGCAUCGUCUUCACACAGUAGCUCGUCUGAGUCCGACGAGUCUAUCACAUCUAUCGACUCUGAGGGUGAAGUGGACUCUGAAGAUGACGAGGCCCGUCCCCUUUCACGCUCUUUACGACACAAGAUCAGAACCAAAAAGGACCUGCUGGUUGGCGAUGAAGCGAGUAGGAAGCGUAAACAUACGAAUAACUGGGAGAUCAAGUCCAGAAUGCGUAGUGAAGGUCCAGAAGAUGCUGUCAUGGACGUCGACAGUGAUGGUGCCAGUAGUAUUGACGGUGCUGACGAUGAAGAUGAGGAAGAGGAAGAAGCGAACGAAGAAGACGUGGAAGCGGAUGUGGAAAACGAAGGACUUGGUGAACCUGAACCUGACGACGAGGACGAGCCACCUUUGGACGGCAAGCUGGGAGUUAGCUUCGGGGGCGUCACUUCAGGAUGGAGUGAAGAUGAAGAAUCCUCUUUCGACGCUGACCUAUUUUUUGCUCACCUUGAAGAUUCCUCCGACUCAGAUUCAUCACCCAAUGUUCUACACGACCCUGAGUUCGCGUCAGAUGCAGAGGAAUCUGAUGCAGACUUUUCUCGCCGCCUCUCUGCUGACGAACGUGAUGCUCUACUGUUGACGGACGUGGACCCCUCUGCACACACUCGCAGAGGCAAUGGGGAGCUUGAAUUCGGUCUUUCCUUACACGGUCUGUCUUUCGGUUGGGAUGGCCAAUUAUUACUUUCACGUCAAAUGGACGCCGCUCAUCUGGAUGUCGAUCUUGGCGUCACGACCGAAGACGAUAUCGACAUGACCGCCGGCUCUGACAGCGAAACCACCGCGGACGAAACUACUCACGUCCUUCAAGACGCUGGUAUCAUAUUGGAAGAAACUGACGGCGAAACUACUGAAGACGAACUGGUUGACGCGGAUGGACUUCCUAAUCCUCGCGCUAUGAUGCUUUUCCGUUGGCCUACAACCGUUUCAGCUAUCAAUCCACUCUCAACCAUGAGCUCAAGUAAUCAUUUUACGCCUCCUGCAGAUGCUUCUACAAGUGUUCGGAUUGCACUUGCUUCAUUUCCUGCCCAAAGGAGUUCGCCACCUCCAACUCCUGCUGAUAUCCUCGCUGGAAAAGUAUCAAAUGGUGAUCUCGAUGAGUUGGAGAUGAAGCAGAUGCAGAGCGAGUUUGUGGAUAGGCCAAAGAGAGGUGGUGUGGUGAUGGGCAGUUUCGUUAUGGCGACUGAACAUGCGGGUGCCUUUGCUGUUGUGGAUGGGUCUGGUCAAGAGACUCCAGCAGCUUUCCCGAGGAUACGUAUCCUGCGUAAGCCUAAAACGGAUAAGUCAAGGGAGGACUCGAAAGAUCUUCGUUCGGAAAUUGAAACGAAUGACAACGGGUCGCAAGAUGUACCUCCGCCCAGCGACAGUGUUCCACCUUCAUCUUCUGACGAAGUUACUCCUCAGUCUCAAACGCAAGAAUCGGAAGACUGUCCUGAUGCUUUCGACUUGGGUGAUGUUUUGGAAACAUCGUUCUUGGACCUGGAACCCGUUUCCCCGGAACGCAGUACCACAGACUCGUUCUGGUCACCUGGUGGAUUCCAGAGCGAUGCCACGCAUUCAAACAAUCUUAAUAGAUGGGACCGCAUUCCUGUCGCCACCUUCCGACGGACACGCGAAACUGCCACUCUGGACUAUCCUGGUUCAGACACAAGUGUUGGUGGUAACCUUGUUGGUACGCCCCUGGCCCAAUCCAUCCUCAAAAGUCGCGACAAGCAAUCGAAAGGCGGGCAAGACAAGCGCAAAGGCAAACGUGCGCAGAAGCUCGUCAUCUCGCCUGUUCUGCUUCCUUUGCGCGACGGCGAUGGCGUCCUGGCUAGUUCGGAGCCCCCAUUCUCCAAUCAGGAUCAAUCGCAUCACCAUAAGAGUCGGAAGGAGCGCAAGGAAAAUGCGAAAAAGAAAGCGAUGGGCAAAUAUGCAUCUCGUCGGUUCCAGCAGCACCAGCAACAGAAUCACAAUCAUCACCAUCAUCAUCACCAUUAUCCCAAUAUGAAAUCCCGUGGAUCGAGUUCGAUGCAGCGCACGAACUUCUUUGCAUCUUCCAGUUCCUCCGUCCCUCAUCUCAGUAUAUAAUGCCGGCCCUGCCAGUUCUGCCGUCUCUUUCGUCUGUUCUCUUGUCGCAUCGAUCCAUCAUUGUCAUCUAAUUCGUAAUUUGACAUCCCCGCAUUCUCUGUCCUCCGUUCUUGCCAAUUUCGCAGUCUCACUUUCUUUUUCUUCUGAUUUCUCAUCUUGGUGCUCGUGCAAAAAGAAAAGCACUUAGCCGUGCGCGAUACGUUAUUUUUUGUAUCGCUUGUCUCGAAUUCACCUCAAAGGCAUUUCUCUCCUCUCUUCCCCCUCCUAUCUGUGCUUGAAUCCGGUCCAUAAUUUAUUGACUCGUGUUGUCGACGUUUGUACUCACUUGCUCUCCUUCACGACCCAAUAGCUACUGCUGACGAACGAUGUGUAUCUAUCUGCAAUCGAAACUUUUUCAUGC
Messenger RNA from Somion occarium, 3416 nucleotides. NCBI's taxonomy places the organism in Eukaryota, Fungi, Basidiomycota, Agaricomycetes, Polyporales, Cerrenaceae. The record is from the annotation of a GenBank genome assembly.